AUGUCAGUGGUACGACCUGUGGCAGUCACAACCUGUGCAGUUAUGCGUAUCAUUCGUCCCCUCUUCUCUGUCGGGCAUGAACUGUGUGCAUCCAUCAUAAUAAUUCUUGAAAUGAAUCUUGUAACAUUCUCUAUAAAUCACAUACUCCGCGACCUUCACAUGAACCCGGCACGACCGCACCUCAGGUCCCUAACUCCGGCAUCUUCGCUUCGCAGUCCCCACUCCCCGCAUCUUCAAAAAUCCGAACUUCCAAGAAUCCAAGUUCCAACCCAUCUAAUCUUCCCACUUCGAAGCCUUUACCUCGCGUCCCUUGCGCCUUCCUCGCUGUCGCACUUCCAAGAAUCGCACGCAGAGGCAGUGUCCAGAAGGAUUUUUCUCCAUACUCCAGCCUACAGCUCCGCCGCUCUCCCGCACAAGCCUCUGCAGCCCACGGACUCUCCAGACUUCAGAGUCCAGUGA
Messenger RNA from Fraxinus pennsylvanica, 459 nucleotides. Lineage: Eukaryota; Viridiplantae; Streptophyta; Magnoliopsida; Lamiales; Oleaceae. The record is from the annotation of a GenBank genome assembly.